This is a messenger RNA of Geodia barretti, 1292 nucleotides long. Lineage: Eukaryota; Metazoa; Porifera; Demospongiae; Tetractinellida; Geodiidae. The record is from the annotation of a GenBank genome assembly.
UAAUUUCGAGCCUCGCCCACUUUGCCGUCCGAGAAACUUUUUAAUCGGGCGUUCAUGACGUCAUCAUUUAGUCAAAAUAUCCGCGCACGUGAGAAAGAGGUUUUCACGUGGUAACGUACAAAAGUCACGGGACUUGUAUAGAACGUAGAGAAAUCUAGAUGGCCGAGGCUCCCGAUCUUGCAGCCGAGCUGGAAAGCGCAGGCGUCCCUGUUGUGGAAGACGGGGAAGAGAACUCCCUCCACACGGUAGACCUCCAGACACCCCACAACACGGCGCCCACGGGUCCCGUUCUCCAAUUCUCCGACGACGCUGCAUCUCCACCCCCCAGUGCGAACGGCGAGGGUGGCCUCGAAGACCGCGACCCGCACUCUCCCGUUGAGGGGACCCGGAUAGAGACGCGGCAGCGCUCGGCCAGCAAGGGAACCCUGCUGAAGGAAUGGGGUGCGCACCAAAUACGGGUAACCAAACAGCUCGUAUCUGAGAAGUUCGGUAGGGGGACUCGUACGGUGGACCCUGACCUCGACAAGCGGAUCGAGUCGUUGAGAGAAACUCAGAGAAAGUACGCCCAACUCAUGCACCUUGCCUCGCAGUUCCACACACAGUUUGUACAAGUAGUCGAGACGCAGAAAACCCUCGCCGAGCACUUUGCCUUCAUGAGCGUGCGGACUCCGGAACUGCACUCUGAGUUUCAGUUCAACUCGGACGCUCAGAAGCAGGUAUCGAGAAACGGCGAGACGCUGUUGGCUGCAGUCAAUUUCUUCAUCUCAAACACCCAAACGGUGUGCACGAAAACAAUGGAGGACACGCUGCAGACUGUUAGGGUAUACGAGAACAGUCGACUGGCGUACGAUGCAUAUAGAAACGACCUCGAAGAGCUGAAGAAACAGGCAAAUAUGUCAGAGAAAGUAGCAGCACGAUUGCCGGUAGCCACGGGCGAGUUUGAAGUCCACAAACAAGUGUUUGAGCAACUUCGUCACGAUCUUGACAUCAAAUUGAAACUCCUGGACGAAAACAAGUACAAGGUGACCCACAAGCAGCUAGUUCUGCUGCUCGGGGCCUUUGCCGCCUAUUUCUCUGGCAACCACACGGCAGUGGACUCCCUCCUGAAGGAGCUCAAGGCCAAACUGAGCCAGGAGAGACAGAGUCAAGACCCUCCGGCCUGGCUGGAGGAGCUGCCAAGUUCUCGAGAGCUACACAAUCAAGACCAGUAGUCACCCCUGUCUUCUAGGUGUGUGUGUGUAACUUCGAACAAUAAGUUAAUGUCCGCCUUGCGGUUUGAAUCCCCAAAACUC